AUGGCCGUCCUAGGCAAGCGCAAAGCGCCCGCGUCAUCAAUAUCUGAACCAGACGCAAAUGAAUUACUCCGCCGACAUUUCGAGGCUAGGUUCCAACCACUCGAAGAAAGACCUUCCAGCACAAAGGCGGAGCAACAAGCAGCUGAGGGCGACAGUAACGAGGACUCGGAAUGGGGCGGAUUGUCAAACGACGAUGCCGCUGAUAGCAAUGAUGAGGAGGAAUUUGAUGACGCCGAGGAUGUUUCCGAACACGAGUCCGGCGAUGACGUCCCCUCUCUUCCUUUGCAUCACCCGCCAGAGCCCACUGACGCAUCUCAGUCGUCGCGGCCCCCGGACCAGACCGCAACCCCCAACCCCGUCCAGCCCGCCGUUUCCUCCAAGUCGUCCACCCUCCCCGAGGACGCACCCUCGCUCCUCAAACAAGAUCUUGAACUCCGCCGCCUCCUCGCAGAAUCGCACCUCCUCGCCCCCCACGCCGCCACCAAAUCACUCUCGUCCGUGUCCUCCUCCAACGCUGCGCAGCCGAAAUCCUUUGCAGCAGGGCGAACAAGGCAAAAAGCGACAGACCUACGUGUUCAAGCGCUUGGUUCGAAGGUGUCAAUACAUAAGCAGGACAAGAUGCCGAUGCAUAUGAGAAAGGGCAUGGCUGCGGCUGCGGAUGCGCGUGAGGCUAAGAGGAGACGGGAGGCCAAGGAGAAUGGAAUCAUUCUAGAGAGAGAAACGGGAAAGCAGAGGCGGGCCAGAGGUCGCAGAAGUGACGUUGAUAGACCGGGUGUGGGCAGACUGAAGGGUGCUGAGUUGCGCAUCAGCGAAAGGGACGUCAAAAGAAUUGAGGGUACCCGGGAUGUAUUUGGGCGCAAAGGGAGAAGAUAG
This is a messenger RNA of Metarhizium acridum CQMa 102, 873 nucleotides long. Lineage: Eukaryota; Fungi; Ascomycota; Sordariomycetes; Hypocreales; Clavicipitaceae. The record is from RefSeq and is a predicted model, not a curated record.